AUGGACUAUAAGAAAAUUACGGAUGAAGUUUCAGAAAAAAUUUUAUCAUACAGUCAAGAUACUUCAGGAUGGAGAGUGAUAAAAGUUUCAAAAAAUGUUACAGUUUCUUCAAAGCCUUCAAAAGAGUAUGCAGGAAAUAUAUACCGUGGAGAAGGGAUAAUUAAGGAAGUCCCUAGUAAAAUUAUUCCUUUUAUGUAUCUUCCUGAAUAUCGAAACAAAUGGGACAAAGCAUUACAAUCUUACAAGCUGUUAGAAAGGAUUGACCAGGACACUGGUAUAUACCACAGUGUAACACACAGUUAUGGUAUGGGACUGAUUUCAUCAAGAGACUUUGUUGACCUGCUGCAUGUUAAACCAUAUCCUGGUGAUAUCCUUACAACUAACUCGGUCAGUGUGGAAUACUCCAGCUGCCCUCCAACUCCCUCUUGUGUCCGAGGCUAUAACAAUCCCUGUGGAUACGUGUGUUCACCUUUGCCUGAGAAUCCAGAGCAUUCUAAGCUAGUUGUAUUUAUUCAGCCAGAACUAGGAGGAAUGCUCCCAGGUUCUGUAGUGGAGACAGCAUUACCUACUACUCUCAUAAACUUAAUCACAGAAACAAGAGCUGGACUGAAAGGCUUGAAAGACCAUAAUUAAAUGUAAGUGGAAAAUAAUAAGCGCUUAAGUCACAUGCAUCUUUUACUUGGAUUCAUUUUUAAAGUAGAUGAUGAAGUUUAAUUGCGGUUUAUGUGGAAAUGUAUAAAGCUUAACUGUUAAAAUGGUGAAUGCUGGUUUUCUCUGUUCUUGGGAAUGAUGCAAGAAUUUACACUGAAGUACCCUCAAAGUACAGGAUGUUGCUUUCAAUGUAAUCAGGUGAUGUUUUGUAAUAUUUUUGCACUUUAUAUGCAGAGAAUAUACACACACACACGAGAAUCCGGUGAUAUAAAUUAUAGCAAUGUUAAAAUACAGUAGUCAAAUAUUUUUGCUAUAGCUUUAAACACACUUCGAUAAAUUUUUACCUCAAUUAUGUACUCUUGACUGAAACAAGCAAACAUCUUGUGUACUAGAGACUUUAAACACAUUUAUUAACUGUAAGUGUGCAAGUGUAAUUAGCAACGAUUUCACUGUUUUGGAAUUAAAUAUUUGAAGAAAAGCCUGGUGAAUUUGUAUAUAGCAACUCAUUAAAAGCUGCUCUUUAUGCA
This is a messenger RNA of Aptenodytes forsteri (emperor penguin), 1178 nucleotides long. RefSeq names its product StAR related lipid transfer domain containing 6 (gene STARD6). The transcript has 6 exons. The record is from RefSeq and is a predicted model, not a curated record. Lineage: Eukaryota; Metazoa; Chordata; Aves; Sphenisciformes; Spheniscidae. Gene Ontology annotation, molecular function: lipid binding. Bases 1 to 633 code for a protein of 210 amino acids.